This is a messenger RNA of Exserohilum turcica Et28A, 2355 nucleotides long. RefSeq lists its product as uncharacterized. Bases 1 to 2355 code for a protein of 784 amino acids. NCBI's taxonomy places the organism in Eukaryota, Fungi, Ascomycota, Dothideomycetes, Pleosporales, Pleosporaceae. The record is from RefSeq and is a predicted model, not a curated record. The transcript is spliced from 4 exons.
AUGACCAAACUAGAAAGAGUUUACAAUCGGUUUGGCGAGCCUGCUCGCGUUGACCCGUUGUCGCAGUUGUUUGUCGACGCCCAGCAUCCAUACAUCAAUAACAAAAGCGUCAAGGACACCGAGGAUCUUCCAAAUUCCGUUGUAUUACCAGAGAAAGCCUUUGAGGGCUGGGAGAAGUUCUCUGUUCACUGCGGUGUGGCAACUAUCAUUGAGUUACGUUACGGCAUGUCCAUGCAACCUCAUCAAGGUACCGCAUCGGCUCACCCUGUACCGCACACACAGUAUAUCGAGGAUGGCAAAACAAUUUAUAUGUCCUUGUUCUUGAACUUUGUUGAAGAGCGAACCAACAAGAAACUUCCCAGACUUGUCGUUGGUGACCUCGUCGACGCCGAAAUCAAUAUUGGUACUGGCUACGUCCAAUCGGAACAUACCUGGAAGGAUCGCGUCGUCCAUCCCACUCUCUGUACUGGCACAGGACAGAUCUGCAUCGUCGCAGAUCGUCCUUACAGUAAAGAGGAGGGUAUACUUGACGCGAAGCCGUACACCACCUUGACGGUCAAACAAAUGGAAACCACGACUCCCGAGGAACUGGGUGACUGGGCCUCUCAAAACCAAGAUCUGAAAAUCAUUGUGAUCAAGCGCGAACACAUUCUCGAACAGUUCCGCACUUUCUCCAUGUGCAAGGACCACUUUCGAUACAAGACUUCGUCCCUCUUUGAGAUUCUACAUCCCGAAGAUUACGCUCGCGUUCUGGAUGCUCUGCGUUCUUCACUUCGCAGCUACCAAAUGGAACCAAUCAACCACUGGCUCAAUCAAGGCGUCACUUCCAACAUUGUAGCUCUUGCAGGCAUCUCGGGCUCUGGCAAAACGUACACUAGUAUCAGUGCUCUCUGUGGCCAUACCUUCCGAAUCAAGGUCGAUAGUGAAAAGAGAGCCAUGCAGGAGGAAGAUUUUGCUUGGUUGGCCAAUGAGUCUGCGCACGCAGGAAAUCUUGCCAAGGAGGUUUGUGCAGGCCCCCAACGUUCUGAUGGCAUGACGCAAGAGUUCGAAGCUGGCCGCAUCACUCAUGCCAGCAUCCAGAACGAGACUGUCGAUCAUAAUUAUGAGAUCUUGUGCGACAGGCUCAAUAGAAUUUGCGAGAUCACCAAAGCUCCCUCGAAGCUUGUUGUCCGCCUACACUCAAUCCGGUCCGACCCCAAGACCAUUCAUAUAAACCUGGAGCUUGGUGGAACGGUGAAUAUGGCGCUAUUAGAGCAUUAUACCCGCGUCAUGCGUACUAAUAAUCCAGGUAUAACCGACAAACGUAUCCACACUGUGCACGGCUCACUGUCCUACGUGAUACUUCAGCUGGCAAGACUCACUGGCAUUCCGUUCACUAACGAAGUCGCCAACACUUGGAACGAACAGGAUCGAAAUACCAUUGCGAACGAGCUUUCCUCCAUCUGCUACGCUUGCAAUGAGUACCAAGCCGAUGGCCAGAUAUCUGAAGACACUCGAAAGCAGGUGAAGCGAGAUCUCAUGAUUGGCUAUCAGGUUGUCAUCCAACGUGCCUCGGUUGUUUGCAGCACUCUUGUCCUCGUAAAAACAGGCAACUUUCAAAUACAUGACAAGGCACAUGCCAUCGCACUUGAGGAGCCUGGACGUGCUAUCGAUUUGGACAUUGCCACUCUCCUCUCGGCCCACUGGGCUUGCGACCUCAUCAUGUUAGUAGGCGACGACCCAAAGCUUGACAACCCAUUCCAAUCCCAGCUAUGCCACUCUACCUUCAGCCGGCUGAACUACACUGGCUUUCCCAUCCCGGUGCUCACUCACACUUCACGUUUCACGAGCGAUCCUUUCCUCUUACUCUGUAGACGUCUUAACAACGAGCCACGCAUACCUGCAGUACCAGGUUCUUUUAAGACAGAGCUUGAGAACGAGGCCAAGCGGCGGGACAUGAACGGAUCCUGGUACUCGAUCCAAACCGCCCUCACUGCUGUGCAUGACGUGGUCCGACGCCUCCAAGACAUCCCGGGCGAGAAUUUGAUGGUAAUUAUCGCGUACAAUGCUCAGCUGUCCCUUCUGAAGUCAUUGCGAGACACCGCCCACCGCAACGCAGUCGCAGCUGGUAAUACAACUCUGGCGGAUCAACUCUCUAGAGUCAUGUUCAUCACCGUUGACUCAUCAAUGGGAAAGGACCGCGAGCAUAUUGUAUUCGAUUCUGCUGGACAUGCGGACGGGCUUCUCUGGCGUCAAUCACAUACCCUUGUUGCCGGAACGCGUGCCCGAUCGAGCUUCAUCUUCAUCGGUCCAACGUAUCAUUACGGCUCGAGAUCUCAAGGCAAGGAUCGACCUAAGAGCACGCUGUAUAUCUAG